This is a messenger RNA of Mesorhabditis spiculigera, 453 nucleotides long. Lineage: Eukaryota; Metazoa; Nematoda; Chromadorea; Rhabditida; Rhabditidae. The record is from the annotation of a GenBank genome assembly.
AUGCGUGCGGGCCAGUGGCCGACCGCCCUGCUACUCCUGACGAUUGCGAUACCAUUCUAUACGGCACGACGGCUACACCCCUAUAAGGGACGGAAAUACGAGCUGACGCUAUUUGUCAGGAAUCACAACGUCUCCGAAGCUCAAUUUUUCCGGCUUGUGGGAGUCGACAAUACUGCCGAUUUUAACGUAUCCGCAGGGCAUACCUACGAGCAGACCUUUGAGGUGCGUCGCAAGGGCUACUGGACCCUCUUCGUCGAGUUCCCCAACGAUCGAUAUGCAAAAUCACCGAGAAAGAUAAUUUCUCGCGAUUCAUACCAAAAAUGGGUGAUGGAGGUCUACUACUACCCUGGGGCCGUCGGGUUUUCAGAUUGGCACAAGCUGGGGCGGCGGAUGGAACGCCAUCUACGACGCCAACGCAGUCAUCAUCGCUAUAACUAUCAUCUUGACCACGAC